AUGUUGCUACGUCUAUGGGAUAAUAUGGUACGACUGGAAAAGGCACUUACUGACCAUAAUACAUACAAAAUGUAUUCAACGAUUGUGACAGAAGGACUCAAUUUUGCAAUGGUUGAACCUGACGAUAACAAAUUUUCUGAGCAACCUAUUCUGGAUAUUGAACAAGUACGAAUUUUACCAAUGUCACAUAAAUAUAAAUCAUCUGCCAUGCAUGCUGGUCUGAUGAUUUAUUCUGUUGAUGGUCAAACAGAUUUUAUACUGAAUGAUGCUAUGUUACGUGUUAAAACAGGUGACAUACUUAUACAUCAAGUUCAUCAUGCACUUAGUGGACAAGAUGAUAUCGACAUAUAUCGGGAUUUAAUAAGAACAUUAUUUGGUACACAUCGUAUUAAUCUUGUUGGUUUGGUAUUUACAUUUAGCGGUAGUGGACAAUUUACUAAUGGUAUGAGAUGGACACCAAUGUCAUCUCAACAUACAUUACCUAUACAUCCAACUGAACAAAAAUUACUUGAAAUUGUACUCGUAACACUUUAUAUGAAUAAUGCAUGGUUAUCCAUGCCUAUGGCUGCACAUUCUGAUGUUGAAACAUUAUCUCAAUCAGCUAAAAAACAAUAUCUUUUAAAAUUAGGUGAAAUAGAACAAGUAUUUAAUAAACGACGACAGCCACAAGAAAAAUCAUAUUAUUCAGCACUACCGAAUCUAUUAAGAAUGGGUCAUCAUUCAGGCGAUAAUUUUCGAUCAUUUGAAUGGACACCAUCUAGACAACAGGCGUUCGAUGAAACUGUUCAACAUUUACUUGAUGAGCUGUACAAUCUUAUUCAACAAGUAUUUCAAGACGGAGAAUUCGAUAAUGAUCAAUAUGCAUAUUACGAUGAUAGUACAAAAAGAUUAUUUUCAAAUUUAGUUAAUAAUUCUGCACAAUCACAAGCAUAUUCUGUACCACCUCCAUCUGUAUACUCCGCUCAGCCACAAGUAUAUUUUGCACCGACAUUACCUGUGUACUCCGCACAGCCACAACCAUAUUCUGCACAACCGUCAAUGUAUUCUGCACGAAGGAAUUAUUUCGCACAACAACAGUAUCAAUGA
Molecule: messenger RNA, 1086 nt
Organism: Rotaria socialis
Lineage: Eukaryota; Metazoa; Rotifera; Eurotatoria; Philodinida; Philodinidae
Source: the annotation of a GenBank genome assembly